Scylla paramamosain (green mud crab) is the source of this 2921-nucleotide messenger RNA. RefSeq names its product salivary glue protein Sgs-3-like. The transcript has 2 exons. The record is from RefSeq and is a predicted model, not a curated record. NCBI's taxonomy places the organism in Eukaryota, Metazoa, Arthropoda, Malacostraca, Decapoda, Portunidae. Bases 278 to 1381 code for a protein of 367 amino acids.
GUGAUGAACUUCAAGAUUGGCGUGAGGGAAGCGUGGGUUCGAACCCCACAAACUUACUUACAAAAACAACUUACAAAAAAAUUCAAAGAGCAUCCACUCCACCACCAUGUGUGCCUAAAAAACACACAGUAUGGUGGUGGAGCUGCCCAGGGGAGAGCUGCCCUCCCCACCCCUUCUACCUCCCUGGGAACUACAAGGACCACCAAACUGACUCACUCAAGUAGGUUAACGAUAGGAUAGGUUAGCAUAGCAUAGGAUAGGACAGAGUCAGUUUGUAAUGGUCCAUGUAGAGAACAGGGUAAGGAGGAGGACCACCAGCAGAGGAAGAAGGCCAGCAGCAGCAGCAGCAGAUGAAGAAGAAGAAGAAGAAGGACCACCAGCAGCAGCAGAGGAAGAAGGACCACCACCACCAGCAAAAGAAGAAGGACCAGCAGCAGCAGAAGAAGAAGGACCACCACCACUACCACCACCAGCAGAGGAAGAAGGACCACCACCACCAGCAGAGGAAGAAGGACCACUACCACCACCAGAGGAAGAAGGAGAACCAGCAGCAGCAGCAGCAGAGGAAGAAGAAGGACCACCGCCACCACCACCAUCAGGAAGUUUCAGCAGGGAAAGAAGACCACCAGCAGCAGCAGAGGAAGAGGAAGGACCACCACCACCACCAGCAGCAGAGGAAGAAGAAGUCCGGACCACUACCACCACCACCACCAGUAGCAGAGGAAGAAGAAGGACCACCACCACCACCACCAGUAGCAGAGGAAGAAAAAGGACCACUACCACCACCACCACCAGUAGCAGAGGAAGAAGAAGGACCACCACCACCACCACCACCAGUAGCAGAGGAAGAAAAAGGACCACCGCCACCACCACCACCAGUAGCAGAGGAAGAAAAAGGACCACCACCACCACCAGUAGCAGAGGAAGAAGAAGGACCACCACCACCACCACCACCAGUAGCAGAGGAAGAAAAAGGACCACCACCACCACCACCACCAGUAGCAGAGGAAGAAAAAGGACCACCACCACCACCACCACCAGUAGCAGAGGAAGAAGAAGGACCACCACCACCACCAUCACCAGUAGCAGAGGAAGAAGAAGGACCACUACCACCACCACCACCAGUAGCAGAGGAAGAAGGACCACCACCACCACCACCACCAGCAGAGGAAGAAGGACCACCACCACCACCACCACCAGCAGAGGAAGAAGGACCACCACCACCACCAGUAUAAGAAGAAGAAGGACCACCACCACCAGAAGAAGGACCAGCAGAGGAGGAAGCAGCACCACCACCGAACUGACCCUGACAACUUCCAGCACCACCAAACUGACUGACUCAAGCAGGUUAAGUAAGGAUAGGAAGGAUAGGUUAGGCUAGGAUAGGAUAGGAUAGUUAGUUAGUUAGUUAGAUAGGAUAGGAUAUGGUUAGUUAGUUAGUUAGAAAAAGUAGAAGAAGAAGAAGAAGAAGAAGAAGUAGAAGAAGAAGAAGAAGAAGAAGAAGAAGGACUACCACACCAGCAGCACCACCACUAACAAAAAAAGAAGGACCACCACCACUACUACCACCAGCAGCAGCAGAGAAGAAGAAAAAUGUAAGUUGUCAGGGUCAGGAGGAGGAAGGUCAAGAAGAAGAAGCAGCACCAUCAUCAAGAAGAAGACGAAGAAGCACCAUCACCCAUCUCAGGAAGAAGAAGAAGCAGCAUCACCAUCAUCAGAGGAAGAAAAGAAGAAGCACCAUCAUCAGAGGAAGAAUAACAAGCACCACCACCAUCAGGAAGAAGAAGGACCACCACCACCAGCAGAGGAAGAAGAAGAAGAAGAAGGACCACCACCACCACCAGCGGCAGCAGAAGAAGAAGAAGAAGGACCAUCACCAACAGCAGCAGCAGCAGAAGGAGAAGAAGGACCACCACUACCACCAGCAGCAGCAGCAGAAGAAGAAGAAGAAGAAGAAGAAGAAGAAGAAGAAGAAGAAGAAGAAGAAGAAGAAGAAGAAGAAGUAGAAGAACAGGAAGAACUGACCCUGACGACUUCAUUCACUGACAGACUCAAGCUGUUAAGGAUAGGAAGGUUAGAAUAAGCUAGUCUAGGAUAGGAUAGGAUAGAAUAGGAUAGGAUAUGGUUAGUUAGGUGGUCCAUGAAGUUGUCAGAGGAAGAAGAAGAAGCACCACCACCACCACCAGGUGAAGAAGACGAAGCACCUCCACCAUCAGACUUUCUAUUAAUGAAUAGAUUUGGCAUGAUUGCGGGCAAAGGCUCAAAUACCUUUUAUGGGCAACCUCUCUAUCGUAUAUAGCACGAGAACAGGCUGUUUUAAAGGUUUAAAUGUUUAGGGCGAGACAAAGAAUGUGUGCCUCACCUUUGUUAUGCGCUCCACACACAGGGACGGGUCUCUGACACGAAAGCAGUACUCAUUCCAAGGAAAAUCAGCAUAAUACCUCCUCAGGUCCCCCCAAUUAGCAGCGGCAAAACGCCAGAGGCACCUCCGCUUUGGGGGAUCCUGAGGAGGGAAUGGAGCGAUAGGACAAAUGAGGUUGUGAUCGGAGGUGCCCAACGGAGAAGACAGAGUGACAGCAUAAGCAGAAGGUUAGAUGUGGAGGAUAGCAAGGCGAUGUGAUGUGCUCUAUUGUAGAAUUUAAGUAGUCAAAGAUUUUUUUUUAUAGUCAGAAGAGUCAGGUGAGAGGUGUACAACACAGAUAAAUUUAGUUUGAGAGUGACUCUGUAGUCGUAGCCGGAUGGUGGAAAAUUCAGAAGAUUCAAGAGUUAAGUCGUUGCGCACACAGACGCAACGUUCAGCUUUGGAUUGAAAAUGAGGAUAGAGGAAGGAACAGAGAAGGGGCUACUGCCAGUUGCCUCAGACACCUGUGUUUUGGUGAGGAAAGGAAGAUGAGGUUUAGUAGAGGAGAGGCGGUGUUCUA